This is a messenger RNA of Tribolium madens (black flour beetle), 2008 nucleotides long. Its product is annotated as vesicle transport protein USE1-like. The coding region runs from base 432 to 968 and encodes 178 amino acids. Gene Ontology annotation, biological process: retrograde vesicle-mediated transport, Golgi to endoplasmic reticulum. Gene Ontology annotation, molecular function: SNAP receptor activity. Gene Ontology annotation, cellular component: endoplasmic reticulum; SNARE complex. The transcript has 3 exons. Lineage: Eukaryota; Metazoa; Arthropoda; Insecta; Coleoptera; Tenebrionidae. The record is from RefSeq and is a predicted model, not a curated record.
GACUGAACAUAACAAAAUAUUUUUUAUAUAAAAAAAUAGUUAAAAAAAAAAUACCGAAAAGACUAAAAAAUCAAGGCACCUUUGGAAAGAGCUAUCAGUGUGCUACCACCUCAAAUUACUGUGUCACGAAAUUUCCCCAGGUUAAAACGCUAGCGGAAACUCAAAAAAUGCCCAAACCCACGAAAUAAGAAUAAUUCUUUUAGGACGGCGAUUGUUUUAAUAUAGUUUUACUUUAAAUAAUCGACAAAAAUGUCCAAUUUAAGUAAUUUAGGGUUUUGGGUAGAAUUAUCGAUACCUAACCUCACUUUUAUUUGUCAAAUAUCAAAUAAACACGUCGAUGUUAUUAAAAUGAGGUGAUUGGGCGAAUGUUUGUCGUAAUUUUGACGAAAUAGUGCUCCACGUGGCUCCAUUAGCGUGUUUUUGUGUCUCAAAUGGGGCUAUCACGUCAGGAGGUGAACUUGCUCCGUCUUUUGGCCAAAUGCGAGCUCAUGUGCAAAAGCAAGCAAAAAGACGACGAUCGUAUGCCCAAAUACGUGGAAAGUCUCGAAGACAUGUACCAGGAAGUGAAAAAAACGUCAGACCCCAAUUACGAGUUUCUUUUGGUGUACCAGGGCCGUAUCGCGGCCAUUAAGGCCGAAUUGGGGAUCACUACUAGUAAAUAUCCGCCGGAAAACGACACAGAAUUGCUUCGGAAGUCUCCUAGCUUGCAGUGUGUGAGACACCGCAACGUCCCCGAAACGAGCGAUUUGAACCAAGUUUUGAACUUCCACGAGGGUUUGCAACAGAAAAUCACCGAUGAUAUGCUCAUUUUGACCAAGAAUUUGAAAGAACAGUCGGAAUUAGCCAACAAAAUUAUUAAAAAAGACACCAAAGUUGUGUCUUUUUUGCUUUGUACCUCAUUGCAAAAACUAUGUGGGAGGCUCAUUAUUAUUAUAAACAAAAAAAUACUCCUACAAAACGUUAGGUGACAGAUUAAAUAAAACUUUUAAGUUGUCACAAAAUUCCGUCAAAAUCCCGCCAAACGUCGCCGCGUCGCACAGUGGUCGAAACUAGCAUGAAAACGGCAAAAACUUGAAAAAAUCUUUAUAUUAAAUAAGACACCUGAAGAACUAGUUUUGUAUAGAAUUUUAGGCUUUUACAUUCAAUCUAGACUAAAAAUAACAUUUUUCGAACAACCCUUUUAAUGUUAUAUAGUUGUUAAUUCAAUAGGAGAGAACACGUGGUAAUACCAAUAGAGCUUGGAACAACUAAAAUUAUUUUUUACCACGGCAAACAUAUUUUCCUAGAAAAGAAACUAAAAAAAAAUAGUGUUUGAAUUACCAUUUACAAGAAAAAAAACUUUCUUGUAUCUACCUUACUUCAAAGAAUUAGACAUUAUUAUUACUAAACUCGCAGGUUUACGCAGCUGAUUUUUGUUUUAAUCGGUAACACAGAGUGUAAAGAACAGUUUCCAAGAAGUCUCAGUUUGGCGCAUGUUGGCGCAAAAUCAAUACACGUUUUUGAUUUUACAAAAAUUUGGUGUUCUCAAAAUUAUUAAACAAACUUGUUUCCAAAUUUAUUUGAAAACUUUUUUAAAUGUACAUGACCUAAUACAACUAGAUCAAUUUUGCAAAAUUCAACAAAUCACAAAUAAAAUAUGUCUUAAGACUUAUCCAAGCGAUCGUGAAAAUAUGCUUAUUUAUUGUGUGACGACUUCUCAUGGUUAUAGAUUAAUUAAUAUGGAGGUUUUUGGUACUUAAACUCUUUAAAUAUAUUUAAUUACUUAUUUUUAACACACAAAAAGAGAGAGAGAGAUCUGGCACAUCAACUGUAAACUAUUCAAAUGGGGAAAACAUUGAUGUUUUAGUACCAUCUAUCUAUUGGCGGCUGAUUUUCUCUUAUACAGAYUGGUUAUAAAUGAUUUUCAUCUAGCCAGCUGUGAAUUUUCCAUGUAAAAUAAAAAAUGCUGCUUUACGAAAAUAGGGGUACCUACUUGUUGUAACUCAAAAUUAAAAAAUCGCCGUUUACU